AUGACGAACGAUACCCCUCUAACAGCGCCAAAGUUGGCCGCGAAGCCUGCUGUUCGCACUCGGCACAUCAGCCACAUCAAUCGCGAAGACUUGUACACAAAUCUCGAGGCCAGGAUCCAUUAUCUGCAUAGUUUCCUUGAUUUCAACAGUGCCGAUAUUGACGCCCUCAUCACCGGCUCCAAGUACGUCAAGGCGCUGAUCCCCGCCGUGGUCAACAUUGUCUAUAAGAAACUUCUUUCCUACGAUAUCACCGCUCGCGCUUUCACGACGCGCAGCACAAGCUUCGAGGGUCCCCUAGAUGAACAGCCCGACGAGAAUAGCCCCCAGAUUCUGCACCGGAAGAUGUUCCUCCGGGCGUAUCUGAAUAAGCUCUGCACCGACCCCUCUAGGAUGGAAUUCUGGGAGUAUUUGGACAAGGUUGGCAUGAUGCACGUUGGUCUCGGCCGCGCGCACCCUCUCCACGUCGAAUACAUUCAUCUCGGCGCCUGCUUGUCCUUCAUCCAGGAUAUCCUGACCGAGGCCAUCCUAUCUCAUCCCAGACUCCACAUCCAGCGCAAGAUUGCUCUCGUCAAGGCCAUUGGCAAGGUCAUAUGGAUCCAAAACGACCUCAUGGCCAAGUGGCAUGUGCGGGACGGCGAGGAAUACGUCAGCGACAACAGCGACAUCGUCAUCGAGAAGGAAGGUUACCUCAACGGCAAAAGGUGCUUGAUGACGAAGAACUGGCCGACCUACCGCCGACUUCUGGUGUCGGAGGAGAAGCCGGCUGCCCCGGUUGCGUAG
Messenger RNA from Parascedosporium putredinis, 780 nucleotides. The record is from the annotation of a GenBank genome assembly. NCBI's taxonomy places the organism in Eukaryota, Fungi, Ascomycota, Sordariomycetes, Microascales, Microascaceae.